AUGACAUCGACGACCGCGAAAUUAUUGGGUGAGUCUUACAAAUAAGGGUGGGAAACGCAGUGAAAGAUAAAGGGAUAAGAAUAUUCUCCUGAUCGAACUGUCAUCUAUCAGAACUACAUUUUUGGAUUACAAAAUUGUUCGAAAUUUUCUAAAAAAAAACAUUCUAGAUUUUUAUUUCACAGUGAGUUGACAGGAUCUUCGGAAUUUUGAAAAAAAUGAGAAUCUUGUAUGAAACUGUUAGAUCUUAAAAUAUUGAAAUGGUAGACUUAUUAAAGGUCUUUUAUUUUACUUACUACGUGAUUUUUUUUCUCUAACGGUGUAUUUUCCGCUCAUCGUAAAUAAAUAAAUUAAUUAAAGGUCCAUUUUUGAGAUUCAUUUAUUUUUUGAAAGAAAAUAGGUUUUCAUUGAAUACUAAUUAGGUACACUUAUUUGAAAUGUGACCAAAACACUUGAAAUAUUAUUUUCAAAAUUUUUAUAGGAUUUUAAAAACCAAAUACAAAAAAGUUCAGAAAUCAAAAAUUUUAAUUAAAAUUAAAACAAUUAAUCUGAGCGUGAUCCAAAAAUUUCAAAUUCGAUUUCCAAUAAAUUAACCAUUUUUCAUUUCAAAAAUGACGUCUUGAAAUUUUGGAAUUUAUAUUUGAAAAUAUAAAUUUUAUUUCAAAAAUAGAAAAAAAAUGUUUUAAAUCCCGUUUCCAACCCCGUCCCUCUUUAUAUUUCAACCCAUCCUCGAAAAUUUCUUCGAAAAUCAUCAAACAUCAAAACAACAGCGGACAAAAAAUGUCCAACUAACUAACUAAUAAAAAAUUCCGGCAUUUUCCUCCUCCCAUUUUCUGCGCUCUUUUUUUUUGUUUUGUCUUAAUCAGCAUUCCAUUUUAUUUUUAUUUGUGCUCAAUUUUCAGCUUCUCCGACAAAAAGAAAAUAAAAUAAAACAACAAAAAGCAAAUGCCAUUCUCCUUUUUUUUUCUUGAUCCAAUAUUUCCGGUAGUAUUUUUUUGCUAUUUCUAAUUCUAGCCGCCUUUUUCUUCUUUGUUUUCCGUCUUUCGUUCGGAAUUUAUUGUUAGUUAGAUUAUUUUUUGGUUCCAAGAUUUUUACACGUUUCGGAAGCCUGGGUUUGGUCUGAAUUGGACCGAUCAGGAGCAGGCUUUUCUCUGCACAGAGCGAAGAUAGGACUCGGAACCUGAACAUCCUUUUUUUUGGACCAAACUCGGGAAAAUUCAUAGGUUAGGUAGAUUUCUAUUUUCGAGAGAUAGAGAAAAUUGAAAAAGCUUGCGGAACGGCGCCUAUAAAUUUUUAUGACCCUCGUUUUGACAAUAUGCACUUUUACUCAAUCGUUUAGACAUUUUUGUUGACUGGUAGGUUUGAAAGAUAUUUUUGGAGUUAAAUAAUUGUGGAUUCUAGCUAGUAAUAAUUGUGGAUUCUAUACAUCAGUUAUCCUAUUUUGAACACAAUUUUUGUAAAAAUUUUUUCAACCAUAAUUUUGAAGUUUUCCGAGGCCACCCUUCAAAAAACUCUAAACGCAUAGAAACAUAACUACCAAAAAAUGAAAAAUGCCUAGCCAUUAAUAAAAAUUUUCCUGCACAUCUACUCCUGCUCUUCCAAAAACAAAAACGUUCCUCGUUUUUCUCGACGAAACACAAAACUAUCAACACGGCCAUCCAUCUUGCCCACCUAAUCUUCCUUUUUUCCUCGUUUUCCCUUCCAAAAAAACCAUUUUCUCAUUCAGAAAAAUUGCGGAGGUCUUCUUUUUUUCGUGAAAAAUCUUUCGGUUCCCCCCUCUUUUUUCUUGUUGCCAAGUUUAUUAGAUUUUCGAGCACCAACACUCAAAAAGAUACAACAAAUUUUUUAUUUUCGUCUUCGACGCACAAAAAAACGGCAAAUUUUUUCGCUGCGAUUUACAUAUUACUCGUCUUUUUUUUAGUUUUUUGUCAGAAAAUAAUGGGUCUUUAGAGAAAAUGAGAGGUUUCUCAAACCAAAACCAAAUCUAAAAUUCCUCGUAUUUUCUGAGAUACCCUGUAUUUUCUGAAAAAAAAUCUAAAAUUUUCAGAAAAUGAAUCCAAUGGUCCAUUUUUUUUAAAGUAUAAGAACUUUAAAAAACGGUUCUGAAACUUUUUUUGAGUGCAUUUCGAGGCCCUGUUCGAAUAUAAAAAAUUGCGGAAAAACUGAGAAAUGAAAAGUUUCUCAAAAAAUUAUUUCAAAGGUGCUGAAAAUGGGUUUUUUCGGAUCAACUUUUAAUUUCCAAAGAACCUUUCUUUCUUAUUUGAGCCGAAUCAUUAAUAUUAUUAUUAGUGUUGAAGUAACAAAAAAAAUAAUUUUCGUUUCUUUUUCUUCUUCUCACACUCUUCUCGUUUUUUCUCCAUUUUUGUUGUGUUUAUAUGUGUGCAUCUCAUUAAGAAUCCCUCGUUUUUUCCGUUUUCCCGUUUCUUUUUUUGCUCCAGGCACCUUUUCUUCGCCAUCUAAUUGCUACAUAUUUACUUUUUCUUUUCUAUUUUCUCUCAUUCAGAAUUCUAGUGAGAUUCUGAGAUGGCGAAUAAAUCAAAAAUAUCCAUUUUCAUUUUUUUUUUCUCUGUAAUAUGAAACUUUUUUCCGAAAAGGGAGGAGUUUGGCUCUCACAUUUGAAAGUGCAUGCUCAUUUUUUAAAUUUCGAUUCCCUAUACACCUUUCGAUUUUCUUUUCAAUGAAAAAACAUCUGGAAAAUUUAUAUCCAACAUUUUUCCAGAAUGAAUUAUCUAUCUUUUGACUUUACUUCCAUCAUCUAUUGAAGCAUAGAAAAUUGCUCCAUUUUUCAAUUUGAAAACUGCUGCACUUUUUAUGCUUUUCACACAUUCCUCCCCAUUCACUGUUGAAUGCAAAAAUUGUUUUUGACACAUUUUGUUGUUGUUUCAAAAUGAAAAAUGUGUUUUUGCAGGUUUGUCAGCGUGCCGUGCGGCUGCAUUGUCGACGACAAUGCUGACGCGAAGGAAAUCGUCGGUGGAGGGGGUAAAAACAGAAAAACGGCGGAGAGGUGAAUCGAUUGGUGGAGCAUUUACUGAUAUGAUUAAUAUUGAGCCGACGAGUAUUAUCAAUAAAUCAACAGGUAAGAUUACUUUGGUUAGAACUUUGGAGAAAAUUUUAAAAAGUACUGAUAAACUCUUUCCCCUGUAAGAACCUGGAACCAUACAGUUUCUCAGGACUGCCUUUGGCCCUGCAAAGAAACGUCAGCCGCCUAGAGUAAAAAAUUAUCACUAUCUUUCUAAAAAACCGAACCUCAUCUUCACUAUUAAUUCAGAACUUCUACAUGAGAGAGCUGUUCGAGAUUUAGUGCGAAUCGCUUGUCUUUUGUCAAUGAUAUCAGUUUGUCUUCAUACACCAGAUACAAUUAAAAUGUGGCCUCCGCUGAAUUAUGUCAUAUUUGCAAAUGAUAUCAUAGUGACUCUGAUAUUUUUGGCCGAAGCGAUUGUGACUAUCAAGACAAAUGGGUUGCUUGAGGUAUCUUAUUGACAUUUACAUAAAUUAAAACCGAUAUAUUUCUUUUGCAGAACCCUGGUUCUUAUUUACGAGAUCGAUGGUAUCAAUUCGAGUUUUUUCUUCUAUUAAUUCAUUUUUUGUGUUGUUUCCUUCAUGGUUAUGAACUUUGUUCAAUAUGGUUCGAAUCUCUUCAACUUGUUUAUUCACCGUGGUUUGGAGCAUUCCGAUCACCUCGACCAUUUGUAUUCUUGCGAUUUAUAAGAUCAAUUGUGAAGUUCAAACUUCCAAAAAAUAGAAUAAAAUUAAUCAUGAAGUUAGUCAACCUGUACUUUCUGAGUAAAUCAAAUAACCAAUAUCUUUCAGACGAUCUUCUCAACAAAUUCAAAAUGUCACAAUAUUUUUUAUGUUUUUCGUAUUUUCGUAUGCUAUAAUGGGUGUUCAAAUCUUCGGUCGUUUGAAUUAUCAUUGUGUAGUUAAAGGUACAAAUCCAAGAGCGGUCACAAUAGCUGAUCUUGCUAUUCCUGAUACAAUGUGUUCACCUCCCGGUGAAGGAGGAUAUGAGUGUCCGAAUAAUAUGGUUUGUAUGGAACUUGAAUUGGGAGCACAACAAGAGGGUUAUUAUGGACAAUUCAGUGAUUUUGCUUCAUCAUUGUUUACUGUAUAUUUGGCAGCAAGUCAAGAAGGAUGGGCUUAUGUACUUUAUGAUUGUCUGGAUUCUCUACCAUCGGUUCUAGCAUUCUCCUAUUUUGUAACUCUUAUAUUUUUCCUCGCUUGGCUUGUCAAGGUGAGUUUUUUUCAAGAUUGAAGACCAAUCAAAUAUAUGAGUUCAGAAUGUUUUCAUCGCCGUUAUCACCGAAACUUUUGCUGAAAUCCGUGUUCAAUUCAGUGAAAUGUGGCAGACACGUGAAACAUCAUCUGAACAUUCUUAUACCCAAAAACUGGAGAAAGAUGAUGAUGGUUGGAAGUUAGUUGAAAUUGACAAAUAUAAUCGAAAUCAUGCAAAUAGCUCACAAUUUUUACACAAGGUAUCUGAAAAUUAUAUCUUUCAAAAUAACCAGAUAAAAUUUCAGAUUGUUACAUCAUUAGCAUUCCAAACUCUGAUGCAGUUUUUGAUUCUAUCGAAUGCUAUUUUUCACGCAACUUUCGUAUUUUAUCACGAUGAAAGUGAUCAAGUUAGAAAAGUUUGGUAUUACUGGGUUGAAGUUGGCUUCACGUGUUUGUUCAAUCUCGAAGUUGCUCUGAAAAUCUACUCUUUCGGAUGGAAAUCUUUCAUUUCUCGCGGAGUUCAUAAAUUCGAUUGUCUUCUUUGUUUAGGAUCUACAUUGAAUUCGGUUUGGGUUCUAUACGAGACAAAUAUCUUUACCUAUUUUCAAGUAUUUCGUAUUGCUCGACUUAUCAAAGCCUCUCCAAUGCUCGAAGAUUUUGUUUACAAAAUAUUUGGACCCGGAAAGAAACUUGGUGGACUCGUUAUUUUCACAUGUAUUCUAUUGAUUAUUACAUCAGCUAUCUCACUCCAACUCUUUUGCUAUGUGCCAAAACUAAACAAAUUCACCAAUUUUCCAGUCGCUUUUAUGUCAAUGUUUCAAAUUAUCACGCAAGAAGGUUGGACAGAUGUUGUUAUUGAAAUUUUGCGAGCAUGUAAUGAAGCGUGGGUACCAUUCGUGGCAAUUUAUUUUGUAGGAUAUCAUUUGUUAGUGACACUGGUAAGAAAAAUUGAAAAAGUCAAACUUUAAUAAAAUAUUUCACAGAUUGUGCUCUCACUUUUCGUUGCCGUUAUUCUUGAUAACUUGGAAAUGGACGAAGAAUUGAAAAAAGUAAAACAAUUAAAAGCUCGGGAACAAGAUACUAUAAAAACAACACUCCCAAUGCGUCUCCGAAUCUUUAAUCGUUUUCCAACUGCACCAACAAUGGUUCGAAUGAAAAAAGUUCCAUCGGAAUUUCCACUUCCAAAGAUUCGCGAUUCAUUCACUCGACAAUUCGCCGAUGAAUUUUUUGAUGCAACAGAAGAUCCUCUACAAGAAUAUGGAGUACGUCAGAAAUCAAUGUUAUCGUCGAGGAAUGGGCAGAGAGGACCAUCAAAAGAAUCGAAGCUCACAACGGCUAUCAGACAUACUGGUCAAUUGAGCAAUAAAUCAAUAUUGACAUCUAUGUUGACGUAAGUAUACAAAAAUUUCAAUAACUUCUAACAGAAAAUGUCUUUUUUCAGUGAGUCAAAUAAAAAUCGCGCUUUAUUUUCGGAAUCUAAUCAACAUCUAGCAAGUCUUACACGAACCAACACAAAUUCAAAACACACGAAAAGUGCAAUAAAUGCACCAGGUCAAACUCGAAGAGGUCUUGCAUCAAUGAAAGGAAUCGAAGGAUUUAAAGAAAACGGAGAUCUUCGACCAGAAGACACUGCAAGAAAAGUUGAAAAACACGGGGAAAUUGAUAUUAAAGCUAUUCAAAUGAAGCGAGCACAUGCAGAAAUUACACGGUAUGUUAAGUGAACAUUUUUUAAAUAUCUAUUAGAUGUUUUGAAUUACAGAAAUCGAAUCGAAGAGGAAAUGCGAGAAAACCAUCCAAUGUUUGAUCGACCACUAUUUCUUGUUGGCAGAGAAUCUUCGCUUCGAAGAAUGUGUCAACUAAUUGCACAUUCCCGACAUUGUUAUGAUCAAACAGCACAACAACAUCGAAAACAUUCGAAAAAAUAUAAGCAGAUGCAGUAAGUAGAAAUUAUUAACAUUAAAAAUUCACUGAAAAUUUUAAUUUUCAGUGAUUUCCUAGCAAUUAUGACGUAUCUCGAUUGGGCGAUGGUUUUGAUAACAACUUUAUCAUGUUUCUGUAUGCUGUGGGAAUCCCCUUGGCCAACUACCGGAGAAAAUUUGAUUUUCAACAACUUUUAUCUACAAGUUUGUUUCUUCAAUAUUGUUUAACUUCAAUCAUUUUUUUAGAUCAGCGAAUAUCUUUUUGUUUUUGGAAUGAGUUUUGAACUAAUUGUUAAAUGUAUAGCAAAUGGAUUGUUUUUCACACCGAAAGCUUUGGUAACAGACGUUGGAGAUGUGAUGACAAUAUUUAUCUACUUGGUAAUAAUUAAUAAAUGUAUCCUGGAAAAUUUCUAAAUUUUCAGACAAGUCUUCUUUUCAUCGCUUGGAUGCCAACACAUAUUGAGAUCAAUAGCUGGGCUCAAUUAUUGAUGAUUUGUCGAGCAAUGAGACCACUUCGAGUUUAUGCAUUAGUUCCACAUAUUCGAAGAGUUGUUGUUGAACUUUGUCGAGGAUUCAGAGAAAUUCUACUUGUAACAAUUCUUCUCGUUGUUCUCAUGUUCAUUUUUGCAAGUUUUGGUGUUCAACUUGUUGGUGGAAAACUUGCAGCUUGUAAUGAUGCUUCGAUUACGACGCGUGAAGAUUGCCACGGAUUAUUUGAUUUGCAAAUUUUUGUCACAAGAAUGGAGAUCAAAGGAAAACACGAAGCUGGUGUUCAUCCUUCAAUAAGAGUUCCACGAGUAUGGAGAAAUCCUCGGAACUUCAAUUUCGAUCAUAUUGGAAAUGCAAUGCUCGCACUUUUCGAAACACUUUCCUAUAAAGGUUGGAAUGUCGUUCGCGAUGUUUUAUACAAUCGACACGGGGCCUGGGCUGUGUUAUUCAUCCACAUUUAUGUAUUUAUCGGAUGUAUGAUUGGAUUGACUUUGUUUGUCGGUGUUGUCGUCGCAAACUACACCGAGAAUCGUGGAACAGCUCUACUUACUGUUGAUCAACGUCGUUGGCACGAUUUGAAAGCUCGUUUGAAGAUGGCUCAACCACUUCAUGUUCCACCAAAACCACCAGAGAGCGCAAAACUUCGAUGUUAUUUGUAUGAUCUUACAACAAGUCGAUGGUUCAAACAACUUUUUGCCGCAUUAGUUGUGAUCAACUCGUUUACUUUGGUCAUUCCAUGGAAUGUGAACGAACAAAAAUCAGGCAGAAAAGGAACAUUGCUGAUUCUAACAAUAAUAUCAGCUAUUUGUAAUAUUCUGUUCACUAUUGAGUGUUUUUUGAAAAUGAUAGCUUUCACUAUUUCUGGUUUUUGGCAAUCAAGAAGAAAUCGAAUCGAUCUGAUCAUUACGAUUCUGGGAAUAAUGUGGAUAAUUGCUCAUUUCAUCCUUCAACGUAAGUUCAUCUUUACACCUUCCGAAAUAACAAAAACCAAAUCAAUGACUUAAAAUGUCUCUGAUUCCAGUUCCUGCUCAUAUAACUGGAAAUAUUGAAGAAUGGAAUAAGCUAACUUUUACUUAUGGAUACACUGUUGUCAUUCUUCGAUUCUUCACAAUUGCUGGGCGAAAAUCAACACUAAAAAUGUUGAUGUUAACCGUUGUUAUGAGUAUGGUACGAUCUUCUUUCAUUAUUGCCGCCAUGUUUUUGCUUGUAUUGUUUUAUGCCAAUGCCGGAGUUGUUUUGUUCGGAAUGGUGAAAUAUGGUCAAGCUGUUGGAAAGUAAGCUCGGAAUAUUUCUAAAUGAAAAGAAAAAUUCUGAAUUUCAGACAUGUUAAUUUCCGAAAUGGGCGAGAAGCAUUAGUUGUUUUAUUCCGAUCUGUUACUGGGGAAGAUUGGAAUGAUAUAAUGCAUGAUUGUAUGAGAGCUCCUCCAUUUUGUAAUUGGCAUCCAGGUUUGAAUUAUUGGCAAACCGAUUGUGGUAAUUAUAUCGGAGCAAUUGUAUAUUUCUGUUCUUUUUAUCUUAUCAUCACAUAUAUUGUGCUCAAUCUACUUGUCGGUAAGUAAUUUCGUAAUUUUAAAUCAUAUUUAGACAAACAAUGAUUCGAUUUCAGCUAUCAUUAUGGAGAACUUCUCUUUGUUUUAUUCGAGUGAAGAAGAUGCUCUUUUAUCAUACGCCGAUAUUCGAAAUUUUCAACUUGUUUGGAACAUGGUUGAUAUAGAACAGAAAAGAUCUAUCCCAGUAAGAAGAGUCAAAUUUUUACUUCGUCUCCUAAAAGGAAGAUUGGAAGUUGAUGAUGAGAAAGAUGGAUUGUUAUUUAAACACAUGUGUCAUGAAAUGGAACGACUUCAUAAUGGAGAUGAUGUUUCAUUCCACGAUGUUUUGAAGUAAGACAAUUUUUUAAAUAAACUUCUGAUGCAUAUUUUGUUUUCAGUAUGUUGAGUUAUCGAAGUGUUGAUAUUCGAAAAAGUUUACAACUCGAAGAAUUGCUUCAACGUGAGGAAUUGGAAUAUGUGAUUGAAGAGGAGGUUGCGAAACAUACAAUUCGAACUUGGCUUGAAAAUUGUUUGAAAAAUAUAAAAGCAAAGCAGAACAAUGUAAGUUUUCGAAAUAUUUUCAAACCAAACUAUCAAGUUUUCAGAGUCUUGGGAAGGGAGCAUCAAUGGGUUCGACUUUCAAUUUUCCAAAUCAAGUAGAGUCGUUGAGCAAGGGUGUACUGGUGAGUUGGAAAGUUAAAUGGGUACAAAACAUUCUAUAACAUUUGUUUUAGCUAACCGAGCCAUCACCGGACGAUGAUCCACUUUUGAUUGAAGAAACUAUUGGAAGCGGCAAGAAAAAACAAAAAACACAGCGGAUCAAUAGUCUUGUUGGAGAAAUCAGUCCAAUAGAAACAGCUAUGGGUAAAAAAUCAAUCAAACGUCCAGAUAAAAUUAAAGAGCGUCGUGGAACUUUGCGACAAAUGCAGAUGGGAACUUAUGAUGAGUUAGAAGAAGUUGAAGAAGAUGAUGAUAAUGAAUUUGAUAUGAGAAGGCCAUCUUUCGAUUAUACAGCGUCAUCUCAUAAUGAAGAAGUAAACAACAAAUUGUUCAUUUCGAAUGAGAAACAAUUCGAAGAUGUCAAAACAUGGUGGACAAUGUUUGAUUGA
Caenorhabditis angaria is the source of this 9255-nucleotide messenger RNA. The record is from the annotation of a GenBank genome assembly. Lineage: Eukaryota; Metazoa; Nematoda; Chromadorea; Rhabditida; Rhabditidae.